Owenia fusiformis is the source of this 654-nucleotide messenger RNA. Lineage: Eukaryota; Metazoa; Annelida; Polychaeta; Sabellida; Oweniidae. The record is from the annotation of a GenBank genome assembly.
GGAAAAUCCAUAUCAGUUUAAUAAAACUUAUCAUCAAACUCGUUGGUUAAUAUUCCUUCAAAUUUGCGGAGGUUUUCUAUUGUGCUACAGUCCCAUAGUCUUACAUGUAUUUGACGAAAGACCGGAGAAUGAAACCAAAGCAAUUAAACUUGAUAAAUUGAUAGACAACAAGCAUGGAAACUAUGAAGAAAUAAAGGGAGAAACUACAAACAAUGAGCAGGCCAAAGCUGAUGAACAUAUUCUUUAUCUUGGAGAUGAGCCACCAAUCACAGUUUUGAGCACAUUGAAAUGGUGCUAUAGGAAAUUCUCUACAGCUCAAUCAUUGUUUAUAGCACGUUUAUCAAAAGUUUUCCUUUUGAUUGUGCUUGCACCAAUAUUCAUUUAUAUUCAGAUGGCUGUUUUCUUCAAAUAUAAAUACAGAGCUGUAUCUGGUCGCAUUGAGCAAGAUAUCCCAGUUGGAUUUAAUGCAAUACCAUUUGGAUUUCAAGCCAGUAGUCGUAAUUGGAAGUACUUUUUAGGAGGACCCUAUGUUAUAUACUCCUUGUUUUUUAUAAUGGCUGGAACAAUUAUCUGCAUCCCUAAUAACAUUGCAGCAAUACUUUGUGCAGGGUUAGGAGAUGCCAAUGGAUCAAAGUUGCUUCAAUGCCUGGACCC